Messenger RNA from Octopus bimaculoides (California two-spot octopus), 2277 nucleotides. RefSeq lists its product as uncharacterized. The record is from RefSeq and is a predicted model, not a curated record. Lineage: Eukaryota; Metazoa; Mollusca; Cephalopoda; Octopoda; Octopodidae.
GCAGAAACUGUAAAAUGUCCGCAGGACAAUGCGAAUGAGAUCUCUUUGUGUAACUGCGAAAUGAGGUGCCUUAAACCAAUACCUAUAAAGAAGGAGAAGCAUUGCGGUUCUUUUGAGUGCAAAUACCUUUGAAAUUUCAUGACAUCACAACUCUGGGCAGUGCAUGAGUAUUUAAGGAGGCAACUGUAACCAGUUCUCAGUGUCUCCUACAACUUGUGAAUGUCAUUUCAGGCCGGCCAAUAACAAUAAGCACAUGACUUCUGCUAGCCAAGCUGUCUAUUAGCAACAACUACAAUGUAUACCACAGAGAAUAAUGGAGGUAAUUUGAAGGUGAAUUGGUGUUAGACAAUCGACAAGGAUCUAUAUGUAAUGAGCAAAUGUUUGAAUGAAACAAUGAAGAAUUCAGCUAAAUGAACUUGCUUUGUCAGUCUCUUGCUUUGUUAGACAUCAGUAAUAUCUAAGCCCAUAUUUAAGAUGCAAGCGUACAGAAAAUAAGAUAUAGAAGACUCGGGUAUACAGAAGAUAUAACAGACACAGGCAUACAGGAAGCAGAUGAUAUAAUUUUAGGCUAAGAGAACACAGGCACAUAGAAAACAAAAAAAAACAUAGAAGAAUCAUACACAGAGAAGAUAUAAAACACUCAGGUUUACAGGAAGAAGAUAUAGCCUUAGUAUAAGAGGACACAGGUAUACUGAAGACAGACACCGCAAAGAGUUUGUGCCUGGUGAGAUGUGAACCUAACACUCGAAGAGGACUUUUGUCAGUGUUUUUAAGAUAUGAUAACAAGCUUCUGGCUAUAAUUCAGUCCAGUUACAAAUAUAGAAACCACGCCGGAUGAUUUGAAAGGCGGUGCAGGCCCCACAAGCCGAUGACGUCAUUCAUUCUACAUCUCACAAAGAUUGAAGAGAAGGAUCCAGAGAACGAUGACGUAACACAUCCACAGAGUUUCCAAGAAGAACUCGCUCGAUGUUACUCCGUAUCCGAAGACUUCCAAUCGUUCCGUAGAAGUUUCGUAUCGUUUCUAGGGAAACGUUAUUGCCAAAAUUGUGUCAUUGAUCCAAUGAGUUUUGUGUUUGGAAUAUGGUGCGUUGGUGUAUUUAUGGUCUCUAUAGGUGUGGUGUUUUUAAUCACGUGUUCUGGAAGUCGAAUGGCUACCUACUAUCUGAUUUCCGAUGGCAUCCUCUCCAUAUUUUUUUAUCCUUUGCUGUUUGCAUACUGGCCCUUGUGGAUGGGCUUAUCAAGCCCCGACUCUUACGAAGAUGAUCCAGAUGAUUCUAAUGCAUUUAGAUGGUGGCUUGCAGUUCUAGUGAUACGCCUUCUCACCUUAAUUGCCAGUUCUGCUCUUUUGCCAAUGUACCACCAACACCAGCACUGCUGUCAUGAAAACCUAAGCUCAGAUACAGUUGACUCUUUGUUCCCAAACUUCUGCAGUGCAACAUAUGCUGUUGCUUUAAGUGCCCUUAUAUUUGGAUGGGUUUCCCUUCUAUCUACAGCAAUUCCAAUUCUACUAUGUCUCUUACUAUUUCAAUUAGCUCCAUUUAUAGCUGGUCCAACAAAACCUCAGGUUUUAAAUAUGUAAAUAUGGGUUUUAAAUAAGCACGGGUGGAUGUGUGUGUGUUGGAGAGAGGGCAUGUGUGUAUGCAUAUAUGUGUGUGUGUGUGUGCGUCUAUAUUUAUAUACAUAUAUGUAUGUGUGUGUGCGUCUAUAUUUAUAUACAUAUAUGUAUAUGUGUGUGUGCGUCUAUAUUUAUAUACAUAUAUGUAUAUGUGUGUGUGUCUAUAUUUAUAUACAUAUGUGUGUGUGUGCUUAUAAUAAUUCAAAUGCAGGCAAAAUACAAACACUGCCAACAUGAAACCUACAGUUCUAAGAUAAUUUGGCAUAAUAUUCAUUAAAGACUAUAUGUAUGUGUGUAAGCAUGUAUGUAUGUAUGUAUAUAUCUGUAUAUCUAUAUUUAUCUAUGUAUAUAUACAUAUAUUUAUACAUACAUAUACACGUAUAGGGAGAGAGGGAGAUGUGCAUGUAUGUGUAUAAUGCAAACGUCAGAAAUAACAUUUCUCAGGUACAACACCAUUUCCAUCAGCAAAGAAGUGAAGGAAAAUGAAAAAGCAUUGAAAUUCAGAAAAUUAUAAUUUCUUUAUUGCUCUUUUACUCAUUGUAUGUGGCCAUACUGGAGCAAAUUAAUUAUACUUAAUUUAAAAGCAGUUGGACACUUGAAAGUAUUGAAAUAAUAAUUUAAUUAAAAAAAAAAAAUAUAUAUAUAUAUAUAUACAUAUAUAU